Molecule: messenger RNA, 866 nt
Organism: Prorocentrum cordatum
Lineage: Eukaryota; Dinophyceae; Prorocentrales; Prorocentraceae
Source: the annotation of a GenBank genome assembly
CGAAAAACUUCCCGUCGUGAUUUUUUCACGACGCGAGGAGGUCUGGGGAGGUUGGCCUGGCUCGGCUCCUCCGCCCUUCCUCCGGCACCCCCGCGUGGGGCUCGGGGCUGGCGGGGUCCGAACCGGGCCCGCUCGGGCGGCGGCCGGGUCACCAGGCCACGCCCCCCACGGCGGCACCCGCUGCCACGCCAGCCAUGGCGCCCACUGGCGCUCCCUUGCCAAGCGCCCGGGGCGGGGGCUCCACAGCUGCCUGCGCCAGCAAGAGCAGCCGCACCAGCUACGAAUGAUGCCCGAAAUCGGCAGCUCGGUGCUGGUAAACUUGGACGGCGUCCUGCUCCGCAGGCACAAGCACCGGCACCGUCAGCACCCUGCAGGGCACCCGCGGAGGGCAGGUGGAUCGGCGGACCUCGAGCAGGUGCAGGCGCCGGCGAAGGUGAAACACGGCGCGGGACUGCAGCCGGGUGAAGGGGCCCCAGGAGAACUUUGAGCAGGACGGGGAGGGGCCGAGCAGGAGGCGCAGAGAGCAUGGCCGGCACCCGACAGUCCAGGGGGGGCCCCGGGCGCUCAGAGGAUCUCGCUCUCCGCCCACAGCGAGUGCGCCCCCACCUCCGACGGCGCCGCCCGCGAGACCCGCUCGGCGGCCGUCUCCUGCUGGCCCCCCUCGACGGGCGGCGGCGCCCUGUCCGCCGCGUCCUUGGACUUCCUCGCGCGCCUGCCCCCCGGCUGAGCGCCGUCGAGCUGGGUGCCUGCGCGCCGCGGGAUCGGGCCGCUGGAGCGCUGGGGCUCGCGGCUGGAGGGAGGGAGGGAGGGAGGAGAGGAGCGAGACGAGCGAGGGAGCGAGGGGAGGGAGGGAGAGAGGAGGAGGA